Molecule: messenger RNA, 1484 nt
Organism: Drosophila hydei
Lineage: Eukaryota; Metazoa; Arthropoda; Insecta; Diptera; Drosophilidae
Product: WD repeat-containing protein 74
Exons: 4
Coding region: 121-1401 (426 amino acids)
Biological process (GO): ribosomal large subunit biogenesis
Cellular component (GO): nucleolus; preribosome, large subunit precursor
Molecular function (GO): protein binding
Source: RefSeq, a predicted model, not a curated record
AUGCGGCUAUCUCGCUCGCACAACUUUAGCGUUGCACGUGUUGAUAUUGUUUUGCCUCCUGGCCGUCAGUCGGGAAUUGUUUUAUUGUCUAAAAAUUAAAUUAAAAGACAAUUUAACAAAAUGAAGUGGACUACGGCGAACUUAAAACAUCCCAAUUAUACAGCCAAACAUGAAUUAUUUGUAGGCACACACACAGGCUCAUUUAAACAUUUGUUACCCGCUGCUGAAAAGAAUCCAUAUGCACAAUCAAAUCUUAGCGAUGUGACAGCUCUGGACAAAGAAUCGCGAGUGACUGCGCUGACAUAUGGCAAUGAGGCAAAAACGGAAAUUCUGCUCGGUCGUGCGAAGAACGUAGCUGAGCUGCACUCACUUGGAGUCGGCGGUGGCGUAAACACGCGUCGCAUAGAUUUUACCGGCGCUCCAAUUGUAGGUCUAGCUCGUUAUAAUAACAACCUGAUUGGUGGCUUUGGCAAUGGAAAUAUACAGAUUUUGUCGCUGGGUGCAGCUGAUGAGGAGGAGGAGGCCAUAGUGGAUCCGGUUCUCAUCAACACUGGUGAUCAAAUGGACCAUAUGCGUCAGUGCACCAUAGAGAGGCAGAUUGUGGCCACUGGUGGCAAAGCACGACAGAAUAACUUGAAAGUGUACGACCUGAGUGCCGAUGGCAAACAGAUCUUCAGCUCUAAGAAUUUGCCCAACGAUUAUCUGCAGCUGGAGGUGCCCGUGUGGGACAGCGAUAUCGGCUUUGUAGAUGGACCUAGCGUCUUGGCCACCUGCUCCCGCCAUGGCUAUGUGCGGCUCUACGAUACGCGCAAGCAACGUCGGCCUGUGACUCACUUUGCCAGCGAAGAGCAUGGCAUGAGCUUUGCUUCGCUCGUUGCAAAAGGUCACUACAUAUACACAGGCACCACAAUGGGUGUCUUAAAGGCCUUUGACACGCGCCGCAUGAAAACACAUGUCCACACCUAUAAAGGCUUUACAGGCGGUAUCAGCGACCUGCACUUGGAUGACACGGGAAAAUAUCUAAGCUCCGCUUCUCUGGAUCGCUAUGUGCGAGUACACGAUGCCGACUCGACUGUGCUGCUCUAUCAAUGUUAUGUUAAGUCGAAGGCAACGAAGGUGCUCAUUAACCAGGUGCCACUACAACAGCCAGAGUCCAUCGAGAAUGACGACGAAGUAGAGCCCGAAGAGCAAGUGCAUAAGAAAAACAAAAACAAGAAAGAGGUUAAGGCAACACCCCUGGACACGGAAUAUGAGAACAUGUUUGAACAGAUGGACACCGUGGGUGACAGUGAUGAUGGAACGGCCGAGGAACAAACGACAGCACCAGAGCAGCAAACGCCAGCGACCAAAAAGCGAAAAGCGACUAAGCAAUCGCAAAAGAGUAAAAAGAAAAAACAAUAAGCACGCGUUAUGAAAUAAACCCCUUUUAAAAUUAAGUUGUAUAUCAAAGAAAAUAUAUAAAUGAUAUUUUUAAUUGAGUCUAA